AUGUAAUUGUCAUAUUUUUCUAGUCUUUUGAGUUGGUAUUAUACAUUAUUUAAUAUAUAAGGGUGAAGAAGAACAAUGGAAACAAUCAAUUGGUGAUCGGCUAGAGAUCCAUCAGCCUAUUUAUCUUAAAGAUGUAUUUACAUGAUCGAUUAGUGUAAAAAUCCUAAUACAAAUUAAAUACUAAUCAAUCUAUUCAAUUUAAGGAUUCUAUUGAGUAAAUAUGUCAAAUCUCAUAAUAUAAUCAAAAAAACAAUUUAGAAGAAGUAUUUCUUCAGUUUUAUUUUAUAGAAAUUAUUAUCAUAGCUCACUCUAGUUGAUUAGGAUGAAAUUUUUGAUACUAUAUGUAUUAGAGGAGAUAUGCAUAAUAUCAUCACUUUGAUUAGAGAUUGCUCAAAUGGCAAGGCAUUUACAGAACAAUUGAAGAUAAUUGAAGAUAAUAAAUAAUUGAAGGUUUAAGAUGCAAGUUGGUUUGAUUCUACUUAACCUUAGAGUUGUCUGAAUUGGAUUAUAAAUGAAUUUGAAAAGUAAGUAACCUUAUUGUAUUAUAAACAUAUCAACUUCAUUAAUUAUGAAUGUAUCUAAUAAUAUUGGAUUAACAAUGGAAACAAUAUAAGAAAGAAGGUAUCAGAAUGUAUUUCAAAUGUUAUUAGAAUAGAUUAAAAUAUUAUUCUAAAAUAAUACUCUAAUUUUAUUAAAGAUCAUUCAAUUAAUGUUCAAAACAUUCUUAGUAAGUUUAAUGAUAAUUAAAUUGAAUCCAUAUUUUAUUUACCUUUACAUAAUGCUUUGACUCUUUAAAGUUUCUGUGAAAAAUAAGUACUCUAAAUCAUAAGAGAAUCUUAUAAACAUUCCAUAUUGUAGGAAUUAGAAUUAUUAACAAAAAAUGAUCAAAAUUAAUAGCUACAAUAAAUAUCAUAGUAAAGAUUAAAGAAAAAGAAGAAAUAAAAUAAAUAAAAGAAAUUAAUACAUUAGGUUGUGUAGGAAAAAUCUGCUAUUAUAGUUUAAAAAGAGCAUGAAAAUUAAGAUGCAACCACUGAUGAUAAUUAAGACACUGAAGAUUGGAUUAUUGUUACUAAGAACAAAAAGUAGAAAUGUUCUAAUCAUAUUAAUACAACAAAUUCUAAUAAGGAAUUAUAAUAUGUAUUAUAAUAAUAAGAUUAAUAAUUUCCGAUAUAAUAAGAAAAUAAGAUGUCUAUGGAGAUUGAGGAAAUAAGCAAAAAUGAUAAUCUACAAUAAUAAGAAUAGUAUUAAUAUUAAUAAUAAUAAUAAUUAGAAUAAUAAUAAUAGUAUCAAUAGUAAUUAGAAUAAUAAUAAUAAUAGGAAGUAGAAUAAUAAUAAUAAUAGGAAUUAGAAUAAUAACAAUAAUAGGAAUAAUAGUAAUAAUUUGAAUAAAAUAUCAGUACUCCUGAAAAGAAAAAGUUAAUUAAAAAGAAUUUAGUAUUACCUAAAAAGGUUGAACAGAAUGAAGAAUCAAUUGAUGAAAAUCUUAUGAAUUUAGCUUUUUAAUAAAUGAUAAAAAAGUUAGAUCUUGAUAUCAAAGAAUUUAUUGAUUAAAUUAGAAGAGAGAAUGAUUAGUAAUUUCCAAUAAGAUAGUUAAUAUUUAACAGAAUUCAAUUUAUAAUUUAAUAUUUAUUUAAGGAUGCAGGUGUAUGUUUAUUUGGAUCAUGUGCAACAAGAUUGGCUCUACCAGAUAGUGAUAUUGAUAUAGGAAUAACUGGAUUAGAGACUAAUUUAUUAAAUUAAAAAAUGGAUAUGAUUAUUGAAUUUUUGUAUAAAAUGAAUUGGGUGAAACGCAUAAAGUAUAUUAUUAUUUUAAUAAUUUUAGACCAAUUUAUCCAACAUAAACAACAUUACCACUUAUUAAAUUAUGGGUAGAUCCUAGUAUUCCAUUUAGAAAUGGAAAUAUGAAUUUACCACAUAUAGAUUUAUUAUGUUAAUCAUAAUUGAUUUAAGUUGAUAUAAGUUUUUUUGGACAUAUACAACAUUUAGGAUUGACUUCAACUGAACUUACUUGUUAUUGGAUUUAAGAAUAUUAAGAAUUAAAAACGAUAACACUUUUAUUUAAAAGUUUAUUAAAGAAAAGAGGAUUAAAUGAUUAAUCAAAAGGGGGAAUAUCUUCAUUUUGUUUAGUACUUUUAGUUGUAGCCUUUUUAGAAUACUAUUAUUAAUAAAAUUCUGGAUUUCACUCAAUUGGUUUAGCAACAUAUAAAUUUUUAGAAUUUUAUGGAACUAAAUUUAAUGCUCAUUCUAUGGGAAUCUUUUAUAAAGGUUUUGAUUAGAAGUAAUAUAUUAUAAAUAUAAAAAAUAGUCCAUUUUUUUAUUUGGAAAAAGAGGAUUUCUAGUUGACAAUAGUGAGUCCAAUAACUUGUGAAAUAAUAAGUUAGAGUAGUUCAUUUGUUCAAACAAUUCUUUAAGAUAUAUAGGGAUUGUUUAAUGCUUGUGAAAAUGAAACAAAAUUUUUCUAUGAGAAGGCUAAGUUUAAUAAGAAGAAGAGAGGAAAGAAAGAAGAACGAAAUUUAUUUUAUAAGGAAUUUGCAAAGCUAACACCACUAUUUAGUACUUGAUU
Molecule: messenger RNA, 2563 nt
Organism: Paramecium sonneborni
Lineage: Eukaryota; Ciliophora; Oligohymenophorea; Peniculida; Parameciidae
Source: the annotation of a GenBank genome assembly